ACUGCCGUGGCAUAGAUUAAAAAUGGCGAUGAUCUCAGAUGUAGAAGUAACGUUCGAUGGUCGAUGUCUGUACUCUGUGUGUCAUGACGAUGGGCAACGUUGUGUUUGCUAGAAGAAUAUCCAUGUUGUGAUAUAGUUUUUGGUGAUUGGACAAUAAGGGAUUGGCGCCAAGUGCAGCGGUGGCCAGCCUAAUCGAGGAUGGCUACGAGCACCGAAACAUCCCGAAAUCAUGUAUAGCACAGCACGGAGAGAAUUCAGGAAAAUAAUGUUUUGAAGAGAUGCGGUGGCUCUGUGUGCCAUACCACGUAUCUCCCAGGAGAGGCCUAAUUUUUGCCGUUCUCCUGGGUGUCGCCACUCUUCUCUACUUUAUCAUCGUGCUAGAUACCACCUCUAGCAUUCAAGAGUCCUGGGGACUGCAAAGGAGUCCACCUCCUGAGGUUACGUUUGAAUGUCCGAUUACCCCCGUAUUUCCUCUGAAAUCUGCUGGUGAUUGGGCAGGCUGGUCGGUAUCCGCAGCAGGAGGCAUUAACGAUGAUGGCAGAAAUGACUUAAUUGGCGAGAGCUCUUCGAUUCUAGCAAAUGUGCACGUCUCAUCUGCACAACUCCGUCUGGACGCACGGGUAUUAGUGUUUGUCGAGACGCCUUAUUCUAAACUCGGACGGCUUAUCACCGAAACCCUCGAAGCAGCUAGAAUUAGAUAUCGUAGCGAAGUGUCAACUCGAACUUUGCCAACGCUCACUAAUCUCGAUCGGGGUCGCUUUGCUGUAAUUGUCUUUGAAAACAUCGACCGAUAUUUGGUUCUGCAUAAAUGGAAUCGGGAGCUCUUGGACAAAUAUGCACGGGAGUAUUCCGUUGGCAUUAUCGGAUUUGUCCGCCCAUCCGGAGAUCCUCGACCGCGAGCAAUACCAUCACUUAAUCUUGUGGCUUAUGCCAACGUGAGUGUGGCGUCUCGGCCUUCGUUAAAUCCGCUUUCGCCAGUUCUCCGAAUGUGUCGUGCUGGUGAACACGAAGGUGAUUUCCCUGGCGAGUGGACGCUCUUCACUUCAAAUCAUUCGACGUUCACGCCCGUUAUGCAGGUUCGUUCUCCAACGCACACGCAACCAAUGAGCGCAAUCGUCCAGGACGAAGGUCUCCACGACGGCGUACGGCGCGUGAUUUUCGGUACUGGAUUCAAUGCGUUCUGGCUUGUCAAAUUAAUUUUCCUCGACAGCAUUUCCUAUUUGUCACAUGGCAAGCUGUCGCCGCCAUUGGAACGACAUUUGCUGAUCGAUAUUGAUGAUAUAUUCGUAUCGGAACGAGGAACCCGAAUGCAAAUAUCCGAUGUAGAACAACUGCGAGCUGCUCAAGCGAGAAUUCGCCAAAUGGUGCCCGGAUUUCGCUUUAAUCUGGGAUUUUCAGGAAGGCACUUUCAUCGUGGGUAUCCCGCCGAAAACAGGGGCGAAGACCUGUUGCUUUCUUACGCCAACGAGUUCUGGUGGUUUUGCCAUAUGUUCGGACACACGCAAGCACAUCUGUUUGAGAACGAGACAGUGCUUGAGAAUGAGAUGCGACUCAAUCGUGAGUUUGCCCUUCAGCAUGGGCUGGGUGCUGAUCAGCACUAUUCUGUGGCUCCACACCAUUCUGGCGUGUAUCCAGUACAUGAGCCGCUAUACGAUGCCUGGAAGAGGGUUUGGGACGUGAGAGUGACUUCGACAGAAGAGUACCCCCAUUUGCGACCGGCACGAUUUCGUCGUGGCUUUAUUCAUCGUGGCAUAAUGGUGUUGCCGAGGCAAACGUGCGGGCUUUACACGCAUACUAACUUUUACGCGCGGUAUCCUGGUGGAUCCGAUAAACUCGAAGCAUCGAUUCACGGUGGGGAAUUAUUUUAUCAGUUGGUGCUUAAUACCAUCAACGUAUUUAUGACCCACUUUUCCAACUACGCGAACGACAGACUCGCUUUGUAUACCUUCGAAACAGCAAUACGCUUUGUCAAAUGUUGGACAAAUAUUCAUUUCUCGACGAUACCACCAUUACAGCUGGGCGAAAAAUAUUUCACCAUGUAUCCGGACGAGACUACCCCGUUGUGGGGGAACCCGUGCGAUGAUCCGAGACAUCGUUUGAUUUGGAGUCGCAACAAAAGCUGCGCUCAGCUGCCUCAUCUAUUAGUGAUCGGUCCUCAGAAAACGGGCACAACAGCUCUUUAUUCGUUCCUCAAAGAGCAUCCGGCCAUUGAGUCGAACGAGAAUUCAGCACAACAUUUCGAGGAGGUGCAGUUUUUUAACAACGAUAAAAACUACCUCAAAGGCAUCGAUUGGUACCGUUCAUUUUUUUCUAUAAGCAAUGACUCGCAGCUUCUUCUAUUUGAAAAAAGCGCCACCUAUUUUGAUAGCGAAGCAGCACCGAAACGGGUACACGCCUUACUGCCCAAAGCAAAACUAGUUGCUAUACUUACCAAUCCAGCAAAGAGGGCCUACUCAUGGUAUCAGCAUCAGCGAGCGCAUGGGGAUCCGGCAGCUGUCGAUCAUUCGUUUCUCGAAGUUAUUAGCGCCAACGACACCUCACCAAAGGCUCUAAGGGAUUUACAGAAUCGGUGUCUCCAACCAGGCCUAUAUGCAGUUCACCUUCAACGGUGGCUAAACUUUUUCCCUAAUAGCCAGCUCUUCAUAAUUGACGGAGAGGAACUCCGCCAUAAACCAGUGGAGGUUAUGAAUAAAUUGGAGCACUUCCUACAGGUGACACCUUAUGUGGAUUAUCAGUACCACCUCGAGUUUGAUCCUCGCAAGGGUUUUUUUUGUCCAAAAGUAAACGGACGACGACGCUGCCUUGGAGCAAGCAAGGGUCGCCGCUACCCCGACAUGUGUACCCAGUGUGCUGCAGCCCUGAAGGAAUUCUACCUCCAUUAUAAUGUCCAACUAUCAAAACUGCUCGGGCAAUUGAAAAUCGUUGCUCCCAACUGGCUACGAGAGGAACUGACGAAAGGAUAGUCGAUAAGAAUGUCGAAUAGUGAAUUUUAUACUGCAUGGAGUUAGUUUUCUUGAAGAGAACUACAAAACUAGCGGCCACUAUUUAAUUACCACAAAUAUGGAUGUUCCCAAUGACGAUCUUCGACACUAAUACUUACCACUGACACACUAAGUAGGUACAGGAAGAUAACAUGAAUUACAGUAGAGUAACGCAAAAAAUCUAAACGAUCGACUCCUGAUGGUUGUUGGGUUUAUAACUAGCUAUAUACCGAUUCGAACUUAAACAGUGCUUUUGGCCAUGUGAAGUUUCGCCACAGUCACGUAGGGUUUUGGUAUCUUCUUAAAGCUUGUUCGCCUUGAAUAUUUAAUGAACAGCGACACUUAAUUACCCAAUAUGUCCAAAAACGGCUUCAUUAUUGAACGCCUAAUAGCAUAUCCAUAAGCGUAUCUACGUUAGGUUCUUUCAAUUGAACCACAGAUAUUUCUCAAUAUUCUGCCUAGUCCACACGUAAUUACUUUCCAAUCUUGAUAUCGGUUUAUAUGCCCUAUAGUCGUGUCUAUAAACACAUACAAAAUGUGAUGCGGUAUAGACCGAGACAAACGAAGUCAAGGAUCCGCAGCCUUUACAAAUGGCAAUGAAUGCUUGCAAUGAGUAGAGGAACUCGUCGUAUUUUUUUUUACGAGGCCACAAAAGCGUAGUUAGGGAAGAGCAGUUUAAAAAAAAUUCGGUCUGGCAUAGCGGAGAGAAGGUGAUUUGAGUUCAUGGGAUUUAUGUCACUGACCAGGCACGUCAUAACUGCUGCAUGGGUUGUGCAGCGUUGGAUAGCAAAUAACGAACGGUUCGAAAUGGGGCAGACAAAUCAGAAAUAACCCUUACGACGAACUAAUAACGACAUCGUCACUGUUCACGCAAAACAACAGCGUGGACUAUGAAAUGUACAUCUCUGUUUGAUAACGACCAUGUUAGUAUUUAUAAUUAUAUACAUCUUAGUUAUAGCGCGUUUUUGUGUAAAUAGAUGUAUAUUGUAUAUAUACAAAUGAAGAAUUAUCAAAAUACUGAUAAGAAUAAUUAUAAUAGUGAUAUUAAUACUCCGUUAGUACUUGCCAUUACUAUCACCCACGUUGCUGAGCUGACAGUAUUAUCACUUGAUAACAAAC
Molecule: messenger RNA, 4100 nt
Organism: Varroa destructor (honeybee mite)
Lineage: Eukaryota; Metazoa; Arthropoda; Arachnida; Mesostigmata; Varroidae
Gene: sfl
Product: N-deacetylase and N-sulfotransferase sfl
Cellular component (GO): Golgi apparatus
Molecular function (GO): heparan sulfate N-sulfotransferase activity; hydrolase activity; deacetylase activity
Source: RefSeq, a predicted model, not a curated record